Messenger RNA from Vicia villosa (hairy vetch), 1773 nucleotides. RefSeq names its product flavonol 3-O-glucosyltransferase UGT89B1-like. The record is from RefSeq and is a predicted model, not a curated record. The coding region runs from base 79 to 1455 and encodes 458 amino acids. Lineage: Eukaryota; Viridiplantae; Streptophyta; Magnoliopsida; Fabales; Fabaceae. Gene Ontology annotation, molecular function: UDP-glycosyltransferase activity. The transcript has a single exon.
AAGCUAACUUAGCUACAUAUCAAAAACUCCUUCAAUUCUAACCCAUUUCAAAGAAUAGUCAUAAACACAAACUUCCUCAUGUCCAUAACACCACCACAAACCCACCUCCUCGCCUACCCCUUCCCAACUUCCGGUCACGUGAUUCCCCUUAUCGACCUUACCAAAAAUAUUGUCUCUCGCAACAUACAUGUCACCAUUUUAUUAACUCCAUCAACCCAACACCUAGUCCCCACAAACUAUUCCCCUCUUCUUCAAACCCUCCUUCUCCCCCAACCUCAAUUCGAAAACGGCCUCAUCGGUAUCAUCUCUUCCAUCCGCAAAUCCCACUAUCCCAUCCUCCUCGACUGGGCCCGAACUCACCCUUCACCCCCUUCAGCUAUCAUCUCUGACUUCUUCAUCGGCUGGGCUCAACUCCUCGCACAAGAACUCCACAUCCCGCGUUUAGUAUUUUCCCCCUCCGGCGCUUUCUCACUCUCCUUUUCCUUCUCUUUAUGGCGCAACCUACCCCAAAACGACAACCCGGAUGACCCCGAUUCCGUCGUUUGCUUCUCAAAUCUACCGAAUUCCCCGAUUUACCCCUGGAGGCAAAUAUCUGAACUGUUUAGAAAACUUAGAGGGGAAACCGAUUGGAAGAUACUAAAAGACGACUUUCUGUUUAAUUUCGACGCAUGGGGUGUCGUUUUCAAUUCCUUCAUUGAUUUGGAACCAGCUUACUUUGACCAUAUAAAGAAAGAACUCGGCCGCGAAAGAGUUUGGGCCGUGGGUCCAGUGUUGCCACUUGAACCCGGUUCGACUGAACCGGAAAACCGAGGCGGGGCCAGCACUAUUUCAUGCGACGUAAUCACCACGUGGCUCGAUCAGCUUGAUGACUGUUCGGUAAUUUACGUCUGCUUUGGAAGCCGAACGAUUCUCACGCCUGCACAGAUGGAGGUUUUAACAAGUGCGUUGGAGUUAAGUGGGGUCAAUUUCAUAUUAUCUGUGAGGACUCCCGAUGAACGACACGUGGCGCAGAAUUGCGGUAAAAUACCGAGUGGUUUCAUCGAACGGGUGAGAGGGAGAGGGUUGGUGAUAGAAGGAUGGGCGCCGCAGUUGGUGAUACUGAGUCACCGUGCAGUGGGAUCGUUCCUGACUCACUGUGGUUGGAAUUCGGUGUUAGAAGGGUUGGUAUCUGGUGCGGUGAUGUUGACGUGGCCGAUGGGUGCGGAUCAGUAUACGAAUGCGAAGCUGUUAGUGGAUCAGUUAGGUGUGGCGAUUAGAGUUGCAGAAGGGGAAGAGAAGGUUCCAGAAAUAAGUGAGUUAGCAGAGAUAAUGAAAGGAUGUUUAGGAAGGUUGAAGGAGAGGGUAAGAGCUGAAGAGAUGAAGGAUGCUGCAUUGGGAGCUAUUAAGAAAAAUGGAAGCUCUCAGAAACAGUUAGAUGCACUGGUGAAGGAGCUCAAUGAACUUAAGAAUGACUAAUCCACAAUUUAAGUGUCUUUUAAGAAAAAGUUUGUGUUUCAGUUGACAGGUGACUCAAUUCAAAGUUUCUUCAAUGUUGUACUGGAAUGAAAACUAUAAAAGUUUUAUAAAUUACGUUUCUAUUUUAUUUGUCAUGUUGGUAUGAUUCUCUGGUUCAGGGUAGAAUUUGUGGAUGGUUACACUCGUGUUGAACCAUGCUGAAAUGUCUGAUGUAAUUAGAACUUAGAAGGCUUUUGUUUUAAUUUAGAGCCAUUUUGCUUCUAGUAUAGGUGGAGUCGGGAGACACUGGUGGUGCUUAUCAUUUUCAGUUUUUCACGA